This is a messenger RNA of Microthlaspi erraticum, 648 nucleotides long. NCBI's taxonomy places the organism in Eukaryota, Viridiplantae, Streptophyta, Magnoliopsida, Brassicales, Brassicaceae. The record is from the annotation of a GenBank genome assembly.
AUGGAAGAGAAAGAGAAGAAAACCAAGAAGAAGAAGAAGAAAGAUAGCAAAUCCUCGCCGGACAUCUCCUUCAAGCCUUCCUCCGACGUUAAAGGCCUCAAAUUCGGCGGCCAGAUAAUCGUCAAAUCAUUCACAAUCCGAAGAGCAAGAACACUCGAGCUCCUUAAACUCCUCUCUCUCCCUUCUUCAUCAUCGCCUCCUCUUCUUUCCACGGCGGCGUAUCUUCCGACCAACUUCACGAUCUUAGCUCACCACGCUUGGCACACACUAACCCUCGGGUUAGGCACGAGAAAAUCGAAAGUAGUGGUGUUCGUAUUCGAAUCGGAGGCGAUGAGAACGGCGGUGGCGGCGGAAGGAGGAAUCUGGCCGCCGGAGAUUCCGCUCGGAGACGUGAACAAGAAGAUGAUCAGAAGGCUAAAGAACUGGGAGAUGGCGAGGUUCAAGUUCAGGAAAGGAUGCAUCACGUUUUACGUAUACGCCGUGAGAAACGCCGGGAACGAAGGAUUCGCGGCGGCGGAGGACUUAAAGGUAAUUUUACAGGCGGUGGUGGCUUUAAAAGAUUUCAUGGAUCACACCGCAAUGCUCGUAAUGCCCCACCAGAAAGCUAUUAAUUACACUUCUUGCCCUCCUUUUGCCAUGGCUCACUAA